AUGUUUUUCCAAUGACUGAUAAAUAGAGCGAGAGAUCUUAAUCCCUCAAAUCAAAAUGGCGAUCGGAAACCUACCGGAAGAUUUGGAAAUGGAGAUUCUGUGUCGGCUUCCAGUGAAAUCCCUGCUUCGAUUCAAGUCAGUCUGCAAAAACUGGUAUGCUCUCAUCCUAAACCCUAGUUUCAUUUCCCUCCACCAAGAUCGCGCAACCACCGUCGCCACCGCAGGAAACACUGAUUGCCUCCUCGUUAAGCGCUUCGUCGCCGACGACAAGGGUGGCAUGGCCUUGUCCUUUGUUCGCUACCGAAAACCAGUUGAAGAUAUUGAUAUAUCGUCCACUGGUCUAGAUAUUACACGUCUACGAAUGCUGGGUCCUAGUAACGGCGUCGUUUGUCUCACCAGCUUGGCUUUAAACUCCCCCAUUGUGAUGUGCAACCCUUCAAUGAAAGAAUUCAAGGUACUUCCUCAAUCUUGUUACAAAAAUACCCGUUAUUGCAAUUUGGGAUUUGGGUUUGAUCCCUCAAAAAAUGAUUACAAAGUGGUUAAAUUCGCCAUGAGGAGUACGAAAUUUAGCAAUAACAGCAUUGCUAAAAGAAUUGAAAUAUAUGACUUGCGUACUGAUUCUUGGAGAGAAGUUGACGCUGGCACCCCCAUUGAGCUAGAUUUCCUAUGUAGUGAAUUUGUAUUCGCAUCAUGGAAUGGAGAUUUUUACUGGUACACUGACCCUCACCAUGGUGGUGAUGCGGCGAUUCUCGCAUUUAGUAUGACCAAUGAGUUGUUUAAAGAGAUGCCCGUGCCAAAAGUUUGCUUGUUACACCAGCCUCACCAGCGGAGCGUUAUGAGGCUUUCUGUUUUGCUAGAUUCCCUUGCCUUGGUUAUUUAUUCGCAGUCAGAAAGGUGCUUUGACAUAUGGGUAAUGGAUGAAGAGGAUGGUGAGAUGUCAUGGACUAAAAAGUUCACUAAACCCUUCCAGGGAAUCGAGCGGGCAUUGGGAUUUCGGAAAAAUGGUGAGUUCCUUGUGGAGAGCUUCAGUGGACUGAUGAUGUCAUACAACCUUAAUACUCGAGAAAUAAUUGAGUAUCAAGUAGAUGGUCCUUUUCCUUCAUUUAAUUUACAACUUCUUCCAUACACAGAGAGCUUGGUUUCGGUCAAGAGACACAAUGAGCUUGAUGGGCACAUUGAGUGAUAGACAUAAUUUCAGUUUGGGCUUUCAUGACCUCGAGUCACUAAAAUAUUUCUUCGUGCUGCACAGAGGGCGCUCGUGAAGUCCUUUAGGGGUUUGCUGCCAAUUGCAAUACUGCUAACUUUAAAAGAAGGGAGAGGAGGGAAAGGUUGGAUUUCCCUGGCUUGGACAAUGGACAACCAUGUUUAUGUUCUUGUUUCUGUAGUUUACAUAGCUUUUCUUCAAUGAAGUUCAUAUUGGGACUGGAUUGCCGCCGAAUGUGGUCUUAGUCAUACAUCUGACUGUGUCCCUUUUUUUUUUUUUUGAAACAACAAACAGAAGCUACUGGGUAUACUUCAACAUAAUGGAAUCCGCUUGCCUCCUAAUAUAGUCUUAACGACACAUUUGAUUUUGUCACUCUAAUGUUAAGAAACAGAUUGGAGUGGUUUCUCAAUUGCACCAAACAAUUUUGAACGUGACAAUCUGUUGAAAUUUGAUUUCCUUAACGAUGAGACAAGUCUGUAUUUCCUGCAUCCCCGAAAAGGCGUCUCCUCAGGGUAGCUCAUUAUUGGAUUUAUUAGAGAAUUUGUAUUCUUGGGGUGAGAUGGGGUUAUGAAGCAAGAUAUUAAUUGAGGAAUUCCCCAUCAAUUUUAGGCUUUUUCUGUAGAGGUCUAUUGCAUAUGGUUUACAAUCUCUUAUGAUACUGCCCAAGAUGAGCAGCAAACCAUCAUCUAAUGUCGUGACAUCACCCGUAAGAAUAUUCAGUGCUAGGGCCAUGAUGUAAAGCUUCAUGGUCUAUUCUAAUAUUGCCAUUUGUCAAGGUAGCCUCUUCUUUAUUUUUUUUGGAAAUAGCAAUGUAUCUGUUCCUUCUAAUUCAGUUUGCUAUAGUAGCAUUGUUUUUACCACUGGCAAGAAAAUUGAUGGUUUAUUUUAUUUAUACUAUGUUUUCCUUUUCUUCUGCGUGAUGCGGUGAUUGGAUUCAUGUAACCUGAGAUUGGUGCAAUAAUACUUUUCAUUUGGACAUCUGAUCCGUAUGUUCGACUUACUGUGUGCAUUCAUGUUGGAGGAUGCCAAACACAGUUUCCUUUUUUCCCUUUUUCCUUGCAUCUCUUCUUUCCUCCACUCACUGUAUUAUUCAUUAUGCAGCAUACAAUUGAUGGAGUGCCAAAAGCUUUGAGCUCAUGGUUCAGGAAAGUUUGGCCCAGGCAUACGAUUCCAGUUUCAUGUAUCACUCCUCUUUCAGCUGAAAUAUUUUGGAGUUGCCUUUUCUGGCCUAUUGAUACAUAGAGGAUGUAAUUCAGGGAAGUAAUGUAACUACGUGAGAUUGUCAAAUAUAUUUUUCACCACUGCUUCUUUCAA
Molecule: messenger RNA, 2518 nt
Organism: Rhododendron vialii
Lineage: Eukaryota; Viridiplantae; Streptophyta; Magnoliopsida; Ericales; Ericaceae
Product: F-box/kelch-repeat protein At3g06240-like
Exons: 2
Coding region: 56-1183 (375 amino acids)
Molecular function (GO): protein binding
Source: RefSeq, a predicted model, not a curated record